AUGGCCGACAACCCGGACGCCGCGCUCCCGGACGCGGACGCCGCCGCCGCGCUGCUGCUGCGCCACCGCCUGUUCCCGCGCGCCAUGGCCUGGACCGUGCACCACCAGAGCGCGUCGCCCACGCCCGAGCAGCUCGUCAUGGCGGCCGCGCAGGUGCUCGAACAGCAGCAGCAGCAGCAGCAGCGUCAGCCUCCGGCCCCGCGCGUCGACACCAUGGACGUGGCGCGGUCCUUCCCGCUGCUGCAGGCGUCCGUGGCGGGUCUGGACGAGACCGCGCGUCGGCCCAGACCCGUCACGCCGCCGCCCAUGCGCCGCGCGUCCUCCGUGGCCGAAGGAGACGAGCGCGAGCGCCUGUUCCGCGCCGUGGGCAAGUUCCUGGACGGCCCCAGGGCGGCCCCAGCCUCCCAGGGCUACGCACAGCAGCAACAGCCAGUAUACUACCAAGCCCCUCCAGCCCCUAUCCGUCGUCCGUACGGCGGCAUGCCAUCCCCGGACCGCAUGACGGCGGAGCAACAAGCGGCCUUCCAAGCUAUGAAGAUCUCCAGCUACGCUGAGGAGGAGCAGAGGAGCUGGGCUGCGCGCGGCCAGAUCUUGAAUUCGGGGCUGAGGACGCCGCCUGCACCGGUGCCGGUGCCGUCGGCGUCGCCCCCCGGAGUGCAUCAGAUUCGACUGCGGUCGCCGCCCAGGGCUGAGACGGAGACUGUGGCUAGCGGGAAAAAGAGGACGCGCGGAUCGACGCCCGAGGCGCCGGCCGCCUCUACCUCUACUUCCACUUCUACGGCGGUGGGUAAAGAUGAGAUCGCGCCGUCGUUGGCCCGCGCUCUGCUCACGGGCUGCGGCGCCAAGCAGUGCUCGUUUGAAGGCUGCAAGAAGAUCGCCGUCAGUAAAGGACGGUGUCGUGGCCAUGGAGGUGGUCGGCGGUGUCAACAUCAAGGCUGCACCAAGUGCGCGCAGAGUCGCAGUCCGUUCUGUUGGGCCCAUGGAGGCGGCAAACGCUGCGAGGCGCCAAACUGCCGCCGUAGCCGCAAGACCAAGCGGUUCUGUGUGGAUCACGUGGACAUGGAGCUUACCGUCCCCAUGCCGGACUCGGACAGUGUGCCCAAGCCGAUGUCUACGAAGGCCGCGAAGGCUGCGUCCAAGUCUAAGACUUCCUCCAGCUCAUACACUAGUGCGGACUCGGACGACAGCGUCGGCCGCCAGUCCACUGUCUCCUGCGACAGUGGCUUGUCGGCCGUCCACAACAAAGAGAACAUGCGCAUGCCGUCGGGGGAGUACGUCCUUCACGAGCAACGCAAGUAUACUGCCCAAUACCACCAGUACGCCGGAGAGGUGUCUGGUAUCCCGCCGCCUGCGCUGCAGCUUCCCAGCCUUAAUGAGGCGCUGCUGCGCACGGUGCCAACGCAAUAUUCGUCCGAAACUGUGUGGACUUCCGCGACGACGACGCCCUCGCCGCCAGCACCCCUCGCCUCGCGAUAUAAGAGUGAAUUCCGGUCGUGGCCGGGAACUAGUGACUAAGAUAUAAAUCUAUUCGUGUGGAGUGUGCUGCUCCACGUUUUGU
This is a messenger RNA of Phytophthora sojae, 1558 nucleotides long. RefSeq lists its product as hypothetical. Lineage: Eukaryota; Oomycota; Peronosporomycetes; Peronosporales; Peronosporaceae. The transcript has a single exon. The record is from RefSeq and is a predicted model, not a curated record. Bases 1 to 1515 code for a protein of 504 amino acids.